This is a messenger RNA of Daphnia pulicaria, 4755 nucleotides long. Its product is annotated as polyamine-transporting ATPase 13A3-like. The coding region runs from base 500 to 4375 and encodes 1291 amino acids. Gene Ontology annotation, molecular function: polyamine transmembrane transporter activity; P-type transmembrane transporter activity; ATP hydrolysis activity. The record is from RefSeq and is a predicted model, not a curated record. The transcript has 24 exons. NCBI's taxonomy places the organism in Eukaryota, Metazoa, Arthropoda, Branchiopoda, Diplostraca, Daphniidae. Gene Ontology annotation, cellular component: membrane. Gene Ontology annotation, biological process: polyamine transmembrane transport; intracellular calcium ion homeostasis.
CGUGUCCCAACUAUACACGCUAGCGCAGUUACUCACUUCCCUACUAUGUCUUAGCAGUGAACGUUGUGCCAAAAUUUGGUUAAUCACUCGUUGUUGACGAAAAACAUUGACUAUUGAAACGCAAUUACUUCCAAUUAGCCAGAAGCAGCGCCCAGGCCAGCUAGUCAGUGGAUUCCAUCCUGAAUUUGAGUUCUCGUAUUUGAAAUUAGUUCUCCUUCAACUUUGACGACUGGUGUUGAAUGUCAUCAUCCCACGUUUUUUUCAUCCAAGUGUGCGCAGCUGAACAACCGUCAAACGUAGAAAGUGACCAAAUACAUCCUCUCGACCAUUAAUUCACAGUGAUAGUAAGGACCUCCAUAAACGUUCUAUGCAAUUUUAACGUAUCUUGGGGAAACCAAAAACCCGAAGAUGUUACUAAGAAAAAUACGUGCUCUUUUCAUGUUUCAGUAGUUUCGAGCUAAGCAGGUGAGCGUUUGUAUGAAUAUUAAUUGUCAACAGAAUGUACAAGACUACUGGCUGCCUUAGCGAGAUAGUUACCAUGUCCAAUAACAAGCUCAAAGACAUCGACGAUACACACGUGGCGGAACAGCACCAGCUCUUGCGUAAAGGUCUGAGCAAAAGAAUCAAUCAGUUACCCAAUGAAGAGAAUGGACAAACUACGUCACCGGAUAUUCCCUACUCCAGGAAUGCUGCCGUUUCCUAUAUCAACGCUGGUGAGGAGGAUCAAAUGGAACUUUAUGGUUACCGCCGUUCACUAUUUCGAACAAUCCUCACCUGGCUUUUCAUUGUGAAAACUGUUGGGAUUUUACGCAUGGUUUUCCAUUGGUUUCCCGAAUGGUUUUUGAAUUGCACCCAUACUAGGUGUUCUCUCGAGGUCGCAGAGAAAAUACUGAUUGUGGAGAUAUAUCAAAAGAAAUAUCGGCGAGUUCACAUACGAAGUAUCACCUGUAUGAGUGCGCUCCAGAUUAUAAAUGCGGCAACAGAACAUACCGUCAAAGGGAAAAAAAAAUCCGUAGAGCAUCGCAAUUCACAUGUACUGCAGGAUUUAAAUAAAAUCGACGAUUCUCCCAUUUUAUCUCUUCCAAAUGCAGAUGGCACAUUUCAUGAGGCCACGAGUGUCCGUAUGUUCACCUGCAAGAAAUUGCGCUAUAUUUGGAAUACGGAGACAAAAGAGUUCCUUAAAGUGAAAAGCUUGGGUCCUGGUAUGCCGACAUCUUCUUUACAUCACACAGAUGCUCAACAAGGAUUGGCUGGUUUAUCUAUUCUUGAGCAACAAAGAAGGCGGGCAAUUUUUGGCUCAAAUUUUAUUAACGUUCCAGUUAAAAGUGUUUUGGAGCUUCUCCUUCUGGAAGUGUUGAAUCCAUUUUACAUCUUCCAAGUAGUAUCCGUCUUCAUUUGGAUUAUGAUUGAAUAUUAUAUUUUCGCCGGAGCUAUAAUGGUUAUGUCUGCGGCCGGAAUAGCCAUUUCAAUCAUCCAAACUAGAAAAAAUCAAAAAAAGUUGAGAAACACAGUGCAUGGAAGUGACAUAAUAGAUGUGUGUCGAGGAGGCGGAGUAUACGAAACCAUAAGAACCGAAGAACUGGUUCCGGGAGACAUGAUUAUUUUACCAGCCAACGGCUGUACUAUGCAUUGUGACGCUGUUUUAUUAUUCGGAACCUGUAUCGUUAAUGAAAGCAUGCUAACAGGAGAAAGCGUGCCCGUUGUCAAAACUCCUCUGCCAUUCCAAACAGACGUCUUAUAUCAUCCCAAGGAACACUCUAGGCACACUUUGUUUAGCGGCACGAAAGUUGUUCAAACACGAUUUUAUAAUGAAGAAAAAGUUAUGGCCGUUGUGACUUCAACUGGUUUCAUGACGGCAAAAGGGUCGCUGGUGUCCGCCAUUAUGUAUCCACCCCCAGUUGACUUCCGUUUUGAAAGAGACAGUUACCGAUUUAUUGGUUUCUUAGCUUCCUUGGCUUCUAUUGGAUUUACUUAUAGCAUUAUUAAAAAGAUUAUAUCGGGCGAAGCGGGAGUGAAAGUUGUGUUUCAUUCCUUUGACAUUAUUACAAUUUGUGUUCCUCCCGCGUUACCUGCGGCCAUGACUGCGGGAAUCAUUUUGGCACAAAAAAGACUUGAGCAACGAAAUAUCUAUUGCAUCUCCCCGAGGUCUAUCAACGUUUCAGGUUCUUUAAAUUGCAUUUGCUUUGAUAAAACUGGAACAUUGACAGAAGAUGGACUUGAUCUAUGGGGCGUUGUACCCGUUGUAGAUGGCCGACGAUAUAUACCUCCUAUAAGAACGCCAUUAAAGCUAUCACAGGCGUUAUCUACCCUUCGUCCGCAUGACCGAAGUCCAUCGGCAGUUAGUUAUAAUUUUAAGUUAGAGCCACCGUUGUUGCUUAUGGGCAUGGCCACCUGCCAUUCGUUGACAAUAAUAGAUGGCAACCUUAGUGGUGAUCCCUUAGACCUUAAAAUGUUUGAAUCGACUGGAUGGGUUCUGGUUGAGCCUUCCAAUGAAGACACGAAUAAAUACGACAACAUUUGUCCAACUGUUGUUAGUUGGACUCCGCCGAGUGGAAACAAGGGAGACCCUGGACCUGGAGUGUCGGAUUCCUCCGACCUGGAUGGUGCGGAAAAUUCGAAAGUUGAGGUAGGAAUUGUUCGCCAGUUCCCAUUCAGUUCGACUCUUCAACGAAUGGCCAUCAUUUGCAAACGCAUCGGCCAGGAGCAACUUCAUUUCUUCUGUAAAGGUUCACCGGAAAUGGUGCAGUCUUUAUGCAAGCCGGAAACCGUACCGACCAACCAUAAUGAAAUUCUAGAAGAAUACACAAGGCAAGGUUUCCGUGUCAUAGCCUUAGCUCACCGUCUUGUUGAGAUCCGAUCCCUACACAAGCUUCAAAAAGUGCAAAGAGAAGAUUUAGAAAAUGAAUUGACAUUUCUUGGUCUAGUCGUCUUAGAAAAUCGUCUAAAACCGGAUACCAAGGCGAUAAUUAAUCAGUUAUCAGAUGCAGCCGUCCGAACCGUCAUGGUCACUGGAGAUAAUAUACUGACAGCCAUAAGCGUUGCUCGAGAUUGUGGAAUGGUAGGAUCGCAUGAUCAGGUAGUAAUAGUCAAUUAUGAAGAAAGUUCGGGCGCAGUUUCAACCGAUGGGAAACCACACUUGACUUACAGUUUGGCUGAGAAAUCUUCUGUCCAGACUCCCACUAGCGGUACGUCGACAUCAGCAAUGAACAACAGUGGUGAUAUAACGUUGGAUAUAACAAAUCCGGAUUUGAUCGGACGUUACCAUUUAGCAAUCACAGGGAAAUGCUGGUCAAUCAUUCAAGAACAUUAUCCAGAAUUGGUACCUCGAUGCGUAGUAAAAGGGACUAUCUUCGCUCGUAUGUCUCCUGACCAAAAACAGCAGUUGGUCCAAGCACUGCAGCAACUGAACUAUGUCGUUGGAAUGUGUGGAGAUGGAGCAAAUGAUUGUGGUGCUUUAAAAGCAGCUCACGCUGGAAUUGCUUUGUCAGAUUCUGAAGCUUCAGUGGCUUCACCAUUCACUUCGAGAGAUGCAAGCAUUAGUUGCGUACCAGAGUUGAUUCGCCAAGGACGUUGUGCACUUGUCACAUCAUUUGGCAUUUUCAAGUAUAUGGCUGCAUACAGUCUCACACAGUUCAUCUCCGUCAUGAUUUUAUACGAAAUCGGAACCAAUUUGACGGAUUUCCAAUUCCUCUACAUCGAUCUUUUCCUUAUUUGCUCACUGUCCGCCCUUUUCGGACGUACGCAACCUCAUCCAGGACCACUGUUCAAUCGCCCUCCUUUGACCUCCCUUCUCUCAUUACCACCUGUGGGGUCACUUCUUAUUCAAGUGCUUUUGGUUGGUUUCUUCCAAGCUAUUAGCAUGCUUUUGCUUACCAAGCAAAAUUGGUUCGUACCGUAUAUGGAUCUUCACAACACCACUGGGCUGGAAACUGGGGACUACGAAUGCCACGAAAAUUACGCAAUUUUUUGUGUCUCUCUGUGCCAGUAUAUCGUCUUGGCGUUGGCUUAUGCAAAAGGAAAACCUUUUAGAGAAAUUUUUCUGAAGAAUUACUGGUUCGUCGGAGCUUUAGCUGCCUCUGCGGCAUGUUCCGUUUGUAUCCUCAUUGAUCCUCCUUACUUUAUCGAAAAAUGGCUACAACUGAAGAUGCCUCCUAUGGAAUUUCGCCUCAUCAUUUUGGGCUUGUCAGCCGCUCAGGUUUUCGUGUGUCUGUUAACGGAAGAAAUCGUGAUAGAUCGUGGUCUCGUCAAGUUGAUGGAUUCUCCUUUUUGGCUGAAGCUACGACCUCGCAAGGAAAAAUAUUUAGCAAUCGAAAAAGAAAUAAAAACGAGCGAUUGGCUAUCUUCAAUAGUGACAUCAACUGUUGCUCAGAAAUAAUCGUAAAAGGUGUAAGGUUUUAUCUUAUUCAGAUAUGCAUUGUCCUUUAUUUCCAUCCCUUGAUCGCUCAUCAUCCCAUUGUAGAUUUUAUUCUCCAAUUAGAAUUAAAUGAAUUGGGCUCAUAAAAUGGAGCGCGUUAUUCGUCAAUAAUGAUAGGGUCUUCCUAUCAUUUCGAUAUCACGUAUGCCAUAUUUAAAAUAGCCAGAAUGGAAGUGGAUAAUGAGUUCAAGCGAAACAAAUUUUAUGAUAAACAUAUAAAUACUGCCUCUGCCUUCUUAGAUCUAUGUACGUACAUGUAUUCUGCUAAUGUCCUAACAAUUAGAAUGCAUACCCUUUACUACUUUUGGGAGUUGUAUGAAGAAUAAAUUUGUCUGUGUUAA